Molecule: messenger RNA, 894 nt
Organism: Micropterus dolomieu (smallmouth bass)
Lineage: Eukaryota; Metazoa; Chordata; Actinopteri; Centrarchiformes; Centrarchidae
Product: G-protein coupled receptor 4-like
Exons: 3
Coding region: 1-894 (297 amino acids)
Biological process (GO): positive regulation of Rho protein signal transduction; phospholipase C-activating G protein-coupled receptor signaling pathway
Cellular component (GO): membrane
Molecular function (GO): G protein-coupled receptor activity
Source: RefSeq, a predicted model, not a curated record
AUGGAAGAUUUCUACAAUAACAGCACCUCACAGAACCAAAGCUAUGAUUACAGCAACAUCACCUCUGACUACUAUGAUAACAGCGACAUCAACAACUAUUACCAAAAAAAUUAUUUUAUCAUGAAUGUGCUGACAUGCAUAAUAAUUGGUACCGGCCUUCCUUUGACCCUCGUGGCUGUCUAUGCUCUUUAUUCUAUGGUGAGAAGUGAUCACGUUGCUCCGAUCUACGUCAUCAACCUCCUCGUUACUGACGUCCUUCAGCUCUGCUACAUGAUCGCUGAUGUAGCACAACCUGUGAAUGGGAAAAUACAUAAGAUCUUCACCUGUAUUUACCAAUCUGCUCUGAUUGCCAGUGUUUACUUCAUGGUCUGCGUCGCCCUGGAAAGGUAUUUGGUCAUCGUCCACCCGCUGUGGUACCGCUUCAGACGAACCAUCAAGACCUCUGUGGCGGUCUGUGUCCUGAUCUGGGUCAUUCCUCUUGUAUAUUUCCUCACUUUGUAUUUCUCACAUUUUUAUGUGCCCCACGCGACAAUCUCGGCCGUCUUCCUCCUCCUUCCCUUCCCACUGAUAAUGUUCUUCCUGGUUGGGACCUUCAGAGCCCUGUCUGCUUCCAUCUCGGUCCCCUCCGAUGAAAAACGAAGAAUAGUUGGAAUUUUGGUUCUGGUGCUGCUUAUUUACACGCUGCUGUUCCUGCCCACCAUCAUUUGUUAUCUGGGAGUAUCUUGUUUUAUUGACGAGACACUCUUCAACCUGUCUUUUGUGUUUCUUAGGUUGAGCCCUCUUGCAGACUUGUUCCUGUAUGUCUUCAUGAGGAAAGGGUUCAUAGACAAGCUUUUGGCCUCUGUGUGUUGCUGCAGAAUGGACAGCAAUGAGAUCAGCAGUUCAUCAGUAUGA